Molecule: messenger RNA, 2268 nt
Organism: Cylindrotheca closterium
Lineage: Eukaryota; Bacillariophyta; Bacillariophyceae; Bacillariales; Bacillariaceae
Source: the annotation of a GenBank genome assembly
AUGUCAGAGGAUAAUAGUAAAGAAGACGACAUGACUAACAAAGACCCUGCUUCCAAGAAUGACGAGGAAUCCGCUUUACAAGAUUCAAAUGUGCCAAAGGAGGAGGACGAGGAGGAGGAGGACGAUGAGACUUCACAGAGUCCACCACCAUCAACUGUGGAGGACGGUGUUGAAUCACCUGAAGAGACUCCUCCUCCUCCUCCUUCAGAUGCUUCACCAAACGCCGAUAGCAUUGCAUCAGAGAAAGAGCAGUCCAAUGAUUCACCAACAAGUGAGAGUGAUGCUCUGGAAAUAAGUGCUAAAGACAAUGUGAAGCAAACUGAUGAAGACCGAGAGGAUGCGGAUGAAGUGAAGGAAAGCAAUGCUGAAGAAAAUGGGAAGGAUUCGUCAACUGCGGUUGAAGAAGAUCAAGAGACUACCCCGGUAGUUGUCGACACAGUGGAAGAAAGUGACGAAACGAAAUCCCCAGGGCAGAUGAUUCAAGAGGAGAAAAUUCAGAUGGCCACUGCGGCUGCCAAAUCAGCUAUUUCACAGCAGGAUCCAACGGAAGAAACUCGGUCAGGGACGACCGCACAGGCAUCACCACCGCCAAAUGAAUCUUCGGUUCCGCUCUCGGAUCCACAACUGUUUCCACUACCACAGCUAGAACCUCAGAAUGAUACGUCACCACCUCUUCCAUCUCCAGCUUCAUCCGUUCCACAGCAACAGCAGCCAGAUCCACUAUUAUUGGUUCAGUCAUCACCACAUGCUUCGCCUACUUCCGCCGCCCACGUCCAGGCAUCAACAACUCCGAUGCAAGCGUCGCCACCAGAGGUAUCGCCCAUGAAUCCUUUUGAGAUGAAUCAGACACCACCACAAUCACAAGCAUUCCCACUUCAAGCAUCCCCUCGGGCAUCGCCAACUCAAUUCAUGCAUCACCAGCCUACUCCAGUAAUGGUAGCACCGCAUCAACAACUGCCAGUUCCAAUGCAGCAAGCUUCACCACAGGUAUCGCCUUCAUCGGCUCCCCAUCCUGGCAGCAUGCAACAAUACCCUCAGCAGCAACCAAUGCAUUUUCAAACAACCCCACAGGUUUCGCCAACUGGAUCUGUGCCUUCUUUUCAACAAGGCAGUCCAGUUCCCCAACCAUUACCAAACCAAAUGCAGGGAUCACCACAGGCCUCUCCUUCGUCACUUCCCCAUCCUGCAAUGCAGACGUAUCAUCCUCAAAUGCCCCCUGUUUCGGUUCAGACAACACCACAGGCCUCUCCCACCUCAUCGGCUCAUACUCAAACUCCAGCCAUGGUAGUUCCACCUGCUCCCUCACCACAAUCCUCUCCAAUCGGUUCGCAGGCAGCAUCCGUACCAGUAUCACAAGUUCAAGUAUCGUCACCGCAAGCCGUAUCACCAACCUCGGCGUUAUCCAAUCCUCCAGAUGCCAGAUCUCCCAAAUCCAAUCACGAGGAAGAUUCACCCACCACUGAAGCUUUGGGUUCACCAACACAACAACAGCGACAAGGGACGGAUGAUGAUGAUGACGAUGAUGAUGACUCGGUAGAAGAUCUGGAACAACCUGGUGGGAUCGGUACUCCUGGUGCCAAGGAUCAGUUCCAUCAAGACCAAUUCAUGGAAGAGUUCCACACCUUUCAAAAGAAAAGUCACUGGGAAAAGUUUACCUACCAGAUUCGAAAUUACACCUGGCGUGAGAAAGUUCCAAUGCUGAUGGGGAUUGUCCUUGCGAUUGUUGGGAUUGGAUUGGUCAUUGGUUACUUUGCUGGAGGAUCGUCUGACAAUAAGGGUGCUAACUUUGUCAUUUCUUCUUCGGAUCAGUGUCAGGCAGUGAUCAAUGGAAAUGCCAUUCCCAAUGAAGAUGACUAUCCAGUCAUGCGAUUGAAUUGGAUUGUCGAUGUUUCCACCUAUCAGGAAUGGGAAACUGUGACAGACCUUACGGCCGAAGUCAAGAGCAAAUUUCAAUCCUUGGUACUUCCAACCUUGGCUGGAUGCAUCAAUGGACCAGACGAUGAUGCAGCUCGGGCUGCCAACUUUAAGGUGGUCAAUGGGUUUGUGAGAAAUACCAGAGACGUCGGAGAUUGUGGUUCCGGCAAACGUCGACCUUGUGCUCGCUUCUACAUUAAUGUGGCUCUUUGGAUGAGAGAAGAAACCAAAGUCAAUGCCUUCUUGACGCAUUUGCUCAAUGAUUUUGGCUACGAGGUGGUCGAAGAGAUUGAAAGCAGCGAUAUGAUUAGCGCGGCAUCCUUGGUCAAUAUCGAGUCCUUUGGUGACAAUUAA